CUGUUGCGGUGGAGAGGCGCAAACGCGAGCGGCAGACCUCUCUCCAGUCUUGGUAAAAUACGGAAAUAGUAGGCGAAGGACAGGAGGCGUGGUGGAUCAUAGCGGCAAAACAACAACGAAACUAACGUACUCCUGCGCGCACAUUUUGCACCGUUUUGGCAAUUUAUCCAAACUAAAAGGAAAAGAUUUUGGAGGUAUAAGAAGAGGAGUUUUAUUUACGAUUUUUGGGAUUGUUCCUGGUUUAACUUUACGCGUCAAAAUGGAUGUACUGGCGAAUUACAGUAUUUUCCAAGAACUACAACUGGUACAUGACACUGGGUAUUUCUCAGCGAUGCCAUCCCUGGAGGAAAACUGGCAGCAGACUUGCUUGGAGUUGGAGCGCUACCUUCAGACCGAACCAAAGCGUCUUUCUGAACUUUUCGAGGAAGAUUUGGACUGCCUCCUCACCCCAGCCUUCAUGCACGGAGCCGACAGCGACGAAGAACUGUUAGACCCGCUUUUACCAUCCCUCCAGGACCCUCCUAGCCCUCCUCCUGUGCUCAAAAACCUACCCAAAAUCCACACCAAAAUUCUCCAAAUAUCCAAACCAGAAACCGAAACCACGAAGGAACUAACUGGCGCCAACGCGGCACAACUUAGCGCUGCUGUAACUGCGCUAACCCCUCCGUCUUCGCCCGAACUGGGAAGGCAUCUAAUCAAACCGAUGCAGACGCUAACAGCUACGGCGGAUGGCACACUAACGUUGAAGCUAGUAGCGAAAAAGGUGGGGUUGGUAGCGGCCAAAGCGGUGCCGACGCAGUUUAAUCAAAAUGGAGGAGGAGGAAGCUUGAGUGAUAGUGAACAAGGAGGAGGGUUAGAUAUUCCUGAAAAUAAAAAGAGGGUACACAGAUGUCAGUUCAACGGCUGCAGAAAAGUCUACACCAAAAGUUCACAUCUCAAGGCGCACCAGAGGACACACACAGGAGAGAAGCCGUACAAGUGCUCGUGGGAGGGCUGUGAGUGGCGCUUCGCUCGCAGUGAUGAGCUCACGCGACACUACCGGAAACACACGGGAGCCCGCCCCUUUAAAUGCAACCACUGCGACAGGUGUUUCUCCCGAUCCGACCACCUGGCUCUCCACAUGAAGCGCCACAUCUGAGUCGUACCACCAGAGGGCAGCAGCACUGAGGAGCAGAGCCGAGGGAAUCAAACUACCAACUUAUUUCUCCCCCUGCUCCCAGACACCACCGAGGAGCAGAGCAGGGAGAAUCAAACUACCAACCCCAUGCUCCCGGCUUCCUCCCUCCUGUCCGGACACCAUCUCGGACGACCCCAGUACGGUGGCCCAAAUAGGGGCAUCAGUAACAACACGGAGGAGGUGCAAGAUAGUUGUUUUUCUCAACCACUUUACCACAACUGUUACAGUAAAUACAUUUUUGUCCAUUUUCUGUCAAAUUCCAAAUGUCUUCAAGCACUUUUGGGAUCUUGGAGUUUUUUAUAUCAAUAACCAAUAACCACGUUUUCAUUUUUCUGCAUGCAUUUUAAUAUAUACAAGUAGCUAGCGUUCAAAAUACUCAACUUUUUCCAUUUUUCAUCUUUGAAAAUCCACCACUGCACUGCAAAAAGUAAAGAUUUUGAGCAGGUUUUAAUUACGUUGCUGCGUGCAAAUCAAAUAAUCAAUCUUUUUUAAUUAUAGAUAGAGUAUUGGUUCAAAAUGACUAUUGAUAAUUUCCAAAUUUGAAGUAUAAUUUUCAAAACUAGCAACAAAAUUGGAAAAAAUAUUUAAAAUUGCAUCAAAGUCUAAUUAUCUCUACAAAAGUAAGUGAAUUAUUAAGUCACCACUACUCAAAUCAAGUGUGAAUUCAAGUCGUUUAAGCUUUUUGGAUAAUAUUUUUUGCAGUGCAGCACCCGUCGCAGCCUAUUUCAACAAUAUGAAAAACAACAGUGAACAAAGGCUGGGUGCUUGAACUUCUUUUAUCGCUGACAAUCGGUAUUUUGGGGAAUGCACUUGGACAUUUUGAACAGUGAGUGCGCCAAUUACGAGUCAGCUUUGUGGCUCUCCCAUGCUUAUAUAUCCUACCACCAGAGGGCGGCACUGAGGAGCAGAGCAGAGGUAAUCGAAAUACCAACCUCCUGCUCCAUGCUGCCCCUCUUCUGCCAUCCGCCAUCCUGGACAGCCCCCAGUACGGUGGCUCAAAGGGGACAUAAACUUCAAAAGAGAGAUGCGAGAUUGUUGCGUCUCUAUGGGAGAUCUAACUGACAAUGCGCAGCGACACUUUUUUGAGCAAAUUUUCUACUUAAAAGACAUUUUUUUUCUUUUUUGGGGGGUUGGGGAAGGGGGCUGGGUUGGGAAAAUGUCUUAAAACUUUGAGGAGAUAUGUCUUGGAUUAAGAGGUUGGACUUUGAGAAUUUGUUGCUUGAAUUGACUGAGAGCAAACAGUGAAUGACAACAAGAUAAAAGCCAUGUUUCUACCAAGUUGUGUAAUACAACUAGCCAAAAUGUUGCUAACAAACUUAUUUUAUUUAUCUAUUUAGCUUUUACCAUCUGGUAAAAUGAAUUCAAAUUCCUCCAAAAUAAAUCCUUUGAAAACAAAUUAAUGCUAACAACAGCUAGCAUUCUAAGCGUGCACUUCCUGAUACUUGGAUAAUAUAAUACUUUAUAAUUUGAUCAUGGAAGUAUAAUAAAAUCUGGAAGGUGAACCCAAGAUGGCGUCGUAUUGUUUUCAAUGGCCUAUGCUCAUUUACGCAAGGUUCCAGAAAUGAUUUUCUCCAACAAUUUUCUUUUUACUUCCUCAAUACGAGUGCCCCCUACCGUGUGACGUCAGGAUCAGAGUGAUAGCUGCUAGAGCGGAGCUAGUGCAGGCUCAGAGCUAAAUCUUGCAAAGCUAACUGUUAGGUGCUUUGAGGAUUUAAAAAUUCUAAAGUUUGUGUUGUGAAAAUAUAGAAGAAUCCCCGCUAAAUCCCAUCUUUGUGAAAGCUAUGGAUGCCCUGUCAGCUGAACACGGGCAGCUGAAUUCACAAAAAAUGCAUUGUCUUCUAUGGGAGAAUUCUUUCUGGGCUGGGGCUCCCGAGAGCUGCGGUGCCUAUGGGGCGGCCGCUGGUCGAUCUCGCCCCGGGACACAGGGAGAGUGUCUCAUCCAGUUCUUAUUAUAGAUCCAUGAAUUAAAUCUACACAGUCCACAGGAGACAUAUUUUGACUUCAAGAGCUGCUUAUACAUCUUUAUAUCUACGCUGGGGCAGGACAAAUUUUGCUCAAAUACAUGGUCAAAAUGCAGGCCCUUUAAAGGUGCACUGUGUAACGCCUCAGUCAGUCGCCGUGCGCCACUCACACUCAGAGCGGUGGCCUGCUGUGCUGUUGCUUUCACCUCCUUUGAAACUGCACACACGAGGCCACGUGUUCUAUUCAUUUAUUAAGGGAAAGGCUUUGGUCCACUCUGGCAAAAUAGACUCCCAACGGAAUUAAUCUGGAGCACCACGUAAGACUCAUUGUUAGUCAAAUUUCUUGCUUUUUAAAAAGAUUUAUGCAACAUCUCAGGUUUAAAACAUAACAGUGUAUUCUGGUAAUUAUUUUUUUUAAUCUGAACAAAUCGUUCAACUUGAUAGAAACAAGGCAAGAUGCUUUUAUUUCUGGACUAACAUUAACAAUGGAGCAGAUCAAGACAUGGAUACGGAUUUCGCCAUCUUUCUGCCAGUGAAGAUGAAUCAUUCUGGAGGAACUUUGAGGCAAUUUUUGGGUAAAACUAAGCCUCGACUUAACUUAAAAAAAACUGCAAAUCAAUCCGUGUUUUUCUUGUAUUUUGUUCACAACAGACUAAUGAUUUGUUAUGUUUUGACAAUGAAUACUGAACCGUUAACCACACAUCCUGACCGAACUGUGGUCACUUGAAAACGUUGCCUGCUUUUAUUUUGCACUUUUUUAUAUUAUCUUUGCAUUUUUUACAACAAAAAUGGGGGAAAAAAUCACUUUGCUUUAAAAAAAAUAUAUAAAAAUCUUGUUUAAAAAAAAAUACAUAAAAAUGAUUCACUUUGUCACACAGGAACACAAACGUCACACCUUUUUCAUCUGCUUCAUUAAAUAGGAAAUAAUUAUUCUACUAAACUGU
Messenger RNA from Periophthalmus magnuspinnatus, 4082 nucleotides. RefSeq names its product Kruppel-like factor 7b (gene klf7b). The coding region runs from base 260 to 1138 and encodes 292 amino acids. Gene Ontology annotation, molecular function: DNA-binding transcription factor activity, RNA polymerase II-specific; RNA polymerase II cis-regulatory region sequence-specific DNA binding. The transcript is spliced from 4 exons. The record is from RefSeq and is a predicted model, not a curated record. Lineage: Eukaryota; Metazoa; Chordata; Actinopteri; Gobiiformes; Gobiidae. Gene Ontology annotation, biological process: regulation of transcription by RNA polymerase II.